UGUGGUAAGGAGUAUCAUCUAGUUUAAUUACAGCUGUCAGAAUGGGAAAGACGAUAGUGGUGAUAGAAAGAUGGUAUAUCCUCUCAAUCUUCUCAAUCAUGACAAUGUUCCAAUGUGCUGUAUGGAACACCUGGGGUCCUGUAGAACCUGUCGCAUUGGUAGCUUUCCCAUCAUGGACUGAUUCAACAAUAGGAUUUUUUGCGAACUGGGGAAAUAUUGGAAUGUACAUUGGGUUCUUACCCUUUAUGAUUCUACUACAGAGGAGUUUAAGAUACUCAGUUCUUAUUUCAGGACUACUGGUGGCCAUUGGAGCUUCAAUAAAAUGCAUAGGUUGGUUUCAUAUGAAGGAGAAUAUAUUUACAAUAAUUUGUCAUAUUGCAGCAUUUCUCAACUCACUUGCAGGAAUUGUUUUAUGUUCAGCUCCUCCUCUUCUUUCAGCAGUAUGGUUUCCACCAGAGGAGCGGGUGACUGCCACAUGUAUAGGACAGACAUUAAACGGCCUGGGAGGCGGUGUCAGUUACUUUAUAGCAAACAUAUUUGUCAGUCAAAACAUUGAUAAUCAAACAGAUAUUUCUGAUAAACAAGUUGAAUACAGAAAGGAGCUGAAUGACUAUAUUUGGGUUCUGGCAGGACCCACCAUUGCUCUUUUAUUUUUUACUCUCCUUCAUUUCCCGAGUAAGCCCUCAACUCCUCCGAGUCUAAGCUCACAGGAUGAGAGGCUUGCAAUGCUCCCUGGAUUAGUUCUGAUGAUCAAAAAUAAAAGCUUUUUGCUCCUGCUUUUGGCGUAUUCCAUAAGUCAGGGGGUUUCUGGUAUGUAUGGAGCUAUCAUGGCAGCUAAUCUUAAAACAUUCAGAGUCAAUGGACAAUACCUUAGUGAAACCUAUAUUGGCACACUGGGUGUAACAACAUCUGUUGUAUCAACAUUUGGAGGGCUCAUUGCUGCAAGAUUAACAGAUAAAAUUCAGGGGCACAUGAAGGUUUCAAUACUUGGUCUGCUUGUGAUUGCAACUUUAAUCUAUACUAUACUAUCAUUACUAUUCCUAAAGGUAUUUGAGCUUCCUAGUUUCCUAAGUCUAGAAGUAUCUAUAUUUGCCCUCCUAGUUCUAGGAAACGGAUUCUGCCAGAGUUCAUGCCCCCUUUUUACAGAACUAUGUGCUGAGAUAUGUUUUCCUGCCAGUGAACUGUUGGUUGGAGGAGCUAUAUUUUUAGGAUUUGGUACUGUGUCUUUCAUCUUCCUCUCAGUUUUCAGUAUUCCUGGAAUUGGAAUUUAUUGGUUGAAUUUUGUUCUUCCAGCCAGUUCGUUUCUUCCUGUUUUGCUGGUUCUCCUGGUUAAGGGAUCAUAUCCUCGGCUUCAAAUUGAUCUUAAUGGAAAAAUAUAAGUUUCUCAUAUUUUUA
Molecule: messenger RNA, 1395 nt
Organism: Eurytemora carolleeae
Lineage: Eukaryota; Metazoa; Arthropoda; Copepoda; Calanoida; Temoridae
Product: disrupted in renal carcinoma protein 2 homolog
Exons: 15
Coding region: 42-1379 (445 amino acids)
Biological process (GO): transmembrane transport
Cellular component (GO): membrane; intracellular membrane-bounded organelle
Molecular function (GO): transmembrane transporter activity
Source: RefSeq, a predicted model, not a curated record